ACAGGUCAUGUGGAGAAGGUGGGCAUCGAGAACUUUGAACUCCUGAAAGUUCUUGGAACAGGAGCUUAUGGAAAGGUGUUUCUGGUGAGGAAAAUAAGUGGCCAUGAUGCUAGCAAAUUGUAUGCAAUGAAAGUAUUGAAAAAAGCAACAAUAAUUCAGAAAGCCAAAACAACCGAACAUACAAAAACUGAACGGCAAGUACUGGAGCACAUUCGACAGUCUCCAUUUUUGGUUACUUUGCAUUAUGCUUUCCAGACAGACACAAAGCUUCAUCUCAUUUUGGAUUAUAUUAAUGGAGGAGAACUUUUUACCCAUCUUUCACAAAGAGAGAGAUUUACUGAAGAUGAAGUACGAAUAUACAUUGGAGAGAUUGUACUGGCACUUGAACAUUUACACAAGUUGGGAAUUAUCUAUCGCGAUAUAAAACUUGAAAAUAUUCUUCUUGAUUCUGAUGGCCAUGUGGUGUUGACAGACUUUGGUUUGAGUAAGGAGUUCAUUAGCGAUGAAAAUGAGAGAGCAUAUUCUUUCUGUGGAACUAUAGAAUAUAUGGCUCCAGAUAUUGUCAAAGGAGGGGAGACAGGACAUGACAAAGCUGUUGAUUGGUGGAGUCUAGGUGUUCUAAUGUAUGAAUUAUUAACCGGCGCAUCACCAUUUACAGUUGAUGGAGAGAGAAACUCACAAACAGAGAUAUCUAGGAGAAUAUUAAAAAGUGAACCUCCUUACCCUGAAGAAAUGACUGCUCUAGCUAAAGAUGUAAUUCAGCGUCUUCUGAUGAAAGAUCCUAAGAAAAGACUUGGCUGUGGUUCAAGUGGUGCUGACGAAAUCAAACAACAUCCCUUCUUCCAGAAAAUAAACUGGGAUGACAUGGCUGCCAAAAAAGUGCCAGCUCCAUUUAAGCCAGUAAUUCGUGAUGAAUUGGAUGUUAGUAACUUUGCAGAGGAGUUCACAGAAAUGGAUCCAACAUAUUCUCCAGCAACCACUCCACAAGCUGCAGAUAAGCUCUUCCAGGGAUAUUCCUUUGUGGCACCCUCUAUCUUAUUCAAACGCAAUGCAGCCACCAUGGAUCCCAUUCAGUUUCUGACAGCAGUUGAUCAACCUGAAGUUACAAGUGUUGCCAGAAGUGCUAUGAUGAAGGACUCUCCAUUUUAUCUUCAUUACGAAUUGGAUCUCAAAGAAAAACCACUAGGAGAAGGAAGCUUUUCCAUAUGUCGAAAAUGCUUACACAAGAAAACCAGUCAAGUAUAUGCAGUAAAAAUAAUUAGUAAAAGGCUAGAAGCCAAUACCCAGAGAGAAAUAACCGCUUUAAAACUUUGUGAAGGACAUCCCAAUGUUGUGAAGCUGCAUGAAAUUUAUCAUGAUCAGCUACACACAUUUCUAGUAAUGGAACUUCUGAAAGGAGGUGAAUUACUUGAACGCAUCCGGAAAAAGAAACUCUUCAGUGAGACUGAAGCCAGUUAUAUCAUGCGCAGACUUGUUUCAGCAGUGAGCCAUAUGCAUGAUGUAGGAGUAGUCCACAGAGAUCUAAAACCUGAGAAUUUAUUAUUCACUGACGAAAGUGAUAAUUCUGAAAUAAAAAUAAUUGAUUUUGGAUUUGCCCGCUUAAAGCCACCUGACAAUCAGCCACUUAAGACUCCAUGUUUUACUCUUCACUAUGCUGCUCCAGAACUCUUAAAUCAUAAUGGUUACGAUGAAUCAUGUGAUCUCUGGAGUCUAGGAGUCAUUUUGUAUACAAUGCUCUCAGGACAAGUACCUUUUCAGUCUCAAGAUAAAAGUAGAACAUGCACAAAUGCAUUGGAAAUUAUGAAGAAAAUUAAAAGAGGGGAGUUUUCAUUUGGAGGAGAUGCUUGGAAAAAUGUAUCUCAAGAAGCCAAAGAUUUGAUACAAGGACUUCUUACAGUGGAUCCAAAUAAAAGAAUUAAAAUGACCAGUUUGAGAUACAAUGAAUGGCUUCAAGAUGGUAGCCAGCUGUCAUCCAACCCAUUAAUGACUCCAGACAUUUUAGGAUCUUCAGGAGCUGCUGUCCACACUUAUGUCAAAGCAACCUUUCAUGCCUUUAACAAGUACAAGAGGGAAGGCUUUUGCCUUCAGAAUGUUGACAAGGCACCUCUUGCAAAAAGAAGGAAGAUGAAAAAGACGAGCACAAGUACAGAAACACGUAGCAGUUCCAGCGAAAGUUCUCAUUCUUCUUCGCAUUCACAUGGUAAAACUACUCCUACAAAGACACUGCAGCCAACAAAUCCCACAGACAGCAAUACUCCAGAGACCAUCUUCCAGUUCUCUGAUUGAAAAGCAGGGAAAUGGCUAUAACGAUGUUGAUAUAUGCACUCUCUUUA
Gekko japonicus is the source of this 2333-nucleotide messenger RNA. It is a transcript of the gene RPS6KA5, whose product is annotated as ribosomal protein S6 kinase, 90kDa, polypeptide 5. Gene Ontology annotation, molecular function: ATP binding; magnesium ion binding; protein serine/threonine kinase activity. The transcript is spliced from 16 exons. Gene Ontology annotation, biological process: intracellular signal transduction; protein phosphorylation; regulation of DNA-templated transcription. NCBI's taxonomy places the organism in Eukaryota, Metazoa, Chordata, Lepidosauria, Squamata, Gekkonidae. Bases 127 to 2286 code for a protein of 719 amino acids. The record is from RefSeq and is a predicted model, not a curated record.